UAGGGCGGGAGAGCCGCAGCACCAGCAUCAGCACCAGCGGAUCUCUAUGACGGCAGCGCCUCCGGGAUGGUGCAGAAAUCCCGCAACGGCGGUGUGUUUCCCGCCGCCCCGCAGGCCGAGAAGAAGCUGAAGGUGGGCUUCGUGGGUGUGGAGGCGGGCGCGCCGGAGUGCAGCCGGGACGGAGCGCUGCUGAUCGCGGGCGCCGAGGCGUCGAAGCGCGGCAGCAUCCUCAGCAAACAGCGCUCCAGCAUCUCCGGCAAGCGGCCGCCGAAGCGCAACGCGUUUUACCGACGCCUGCAGAAUUUCCUCUACAAUGUGCUGGAGAGACCGCGCGGAUGGGCGUUCAUCUACCACGCUUACGUUUUCCUGCUGGUUUUCUCCUGUCUGGUUUUAUCUGUUUUCUCUACCAUCAAAGAAUAUGAGAAGAGCUCUGAGGAUGCGCUGUACAUCCUGGAAAUCGUGACCAUCGUGGUGUUUGGGGUGGAGUAUAUCGUGAGGAUCUGGUCUGCCGGAUGCUGCUGUCGAUAUCGAGGAUGGAGAGGAAGACUCAAGUUCGCCCGCAAGCCCUUUUGUGUGAUCGACAUCAUGGUGCUGAUCGCCUCCAUCUCGGUUUUGGCUGCGGGUACGCAGGGGAAUGUGUUCGCCACCUCCGCCAUCAGGAGUCUCCGAUUCCUCCAGAUUCUCCGCAUGAUCCGCAUGGACCGCCGCGGGGGAACCUGGAAGCUGCUGGGAUCCGUCGUCUACGCUCACAGCAAGGAGCUGAUCACCGCCUGGUACAUCGGCUUCCUCUGCCUGAUCUUGGCCUCGUUUCUGGUGUAUUUGGCAGAGAAAGAGGACAACGAGAUGUUUGAGACGUAUGCAGAUGCGCUCUGGUGGGGUCUGAUCACUCUGACCACCAUUGGCUAUGGUGAUAAAUACCCCAUCACCUGGAACGGCCGUCUGCUGGCGGCCACAUUUACACUGAUCGGCGUCUCCUUCUUUGCACUGCCUGCGGGAAUUCUGGGUUCUGGGUUUGCCCUGAAAGUUCAGGAACAGCAUCGGCAGAAACACUUUGAGAAACGCAGAAAUCCUGCAGCAGGACUCAUUCAGGCUGCCUGGAGGUUUUAUGCCACAAACCUGAAUCGUACAGAUCUCUAUUCAACGUGGGAUUAUUACGAGAGGACCAUUUCAGUGCCCAUGUACAGGUAUAUUUACAGUCCAACACGAAAUUACCAGCCAUCUGUGAAACUCAUCCCUCCGCUGAAUCAACUCGACCUGCUCCGAAACCUCAAGAGUAAAUCUGGCCUCUCCUUCAGGAAGGACGCCCAACCGGAGCCUUCACCGAGUCAGAAGGUGAGCCUGAAGGAGCGUGUGUUUUCCAGCCCGAGAAAUUCAGCGACCAAAGGCAAAAACUCUCCACAGGGUCAGCAGCCGCUCCGCCGCUCGCCCAGCGCCAACAGCAUUGAAGACAGUCCAUCCAAAGUGCCCAAAAGCUUAAGUUUCGGAGACCGCAACCGCGCCAGACAAGCCUUCAGAUUUAAAGGAGCGGCGUCCCGACAGAACUCAGAAGAAGCCAGCCUUCCCGGAGAAGACAUUGUUGAUGACAAUAAGAGCUGCCAUUGUGAGUUUGUCCCUCAGGAUUUAACACCAGGACUCAAAGUUACCAUCAGAGCCGUGUGCAUCAUGAGGUUUAUGGUGUCCAAGCGGAAGUUUAAGGAGAGUCUGCGUCCGUAUGACGUGAUGGAUGUGAUCGAGCAGUAUUCAGCAGGACAUCUUGACAUGCUGGCGCGCAUUAAAAACCUGCAGUCCAGGUUAGAUAUGAUUUUGGGUCCUCCGGGUCCCAGCACCCCUCGCCCAAAGAAGUGUUCAACCAAAGGAAGCAAAGAGUCACCCCAGUGGUCUUCUAGAGUGGAUCAGAUUGUUGGUCGAGGGGCUCCGAUUACAGACAAGGACCGUCCUAAAGGAACCACGGAUGGAGAACUGCCAGAGGAUCCCAGCAUGAUGGGACGACUCGGGAAAGUGGAGAAACAGGUCAUGUCAAUGGAAAGGAAGCUGGAUUUCCUGGUGAACAUCUACAUCCAGCGUAUGGGCAUCCCACAGUCUGAGACGGAUGCGUACUUCGCUUCUAAGGAGCCUGACCCGGCGCCUCCAUACCACAGUCCGGUGGAGCACAUGGAGAAGAGCGGCUCCAUCACCAAAAUCAUCCGCUCCAACAGCUCCGCCGGCCAGAAGAACUUCGACCCUCCGCCCUCCACCUGCGUUAACCACCACUGCCCACCCUCCACCUCCUGGCACCCGCAAACAGCACCCGAGCCCGGCCAGGGAUCAUCUCCAAUGGGUGACCCCUCACUAGUCCGCAUCCCUCCACCUCCAGCCAACGAGCGCUCAUCUGGAGGCCACAGCGGAGGCUCCCGUGGACACCAUCAUUCCCGCGGGACACCGGCUGAAGACGGACGUCCAGCUUCCCAAGCACAAGCUGGAGCCGAAAGCGACACGUCUGUCUCCAUCCCCUCGGUGGAUCACGAGGAACUGGAGCGCUCCUUCAGCGGAUUCAGCAUCUCACAGUCUAAAGAAAACCUGGACUUUCUGAACAACACCUACUUUAGUGGUGUGUCGCGGUGCACUAAAGUCCGGCCAUAUAUUGCGGAGGGCGAAUCGGACACGGAUUCUGACUUGUGCGCUCCUUCGCCUCAUUCGGCCACCGGUGAUGGUGCAUAUGCAGAAAGAGGCUGGACUGGUAACAAGUAAAAUGAGGAGAGAGGAAUCAGAAAUGGGAUUCAAACAGCUGCUGGAAUCAAGCUUCAA
Danio aesculapii is the source of this 2784-nucleotide messenger RNA. It is a transcript of the gene kcnq2b, whose product is annotated as potassium voltage-gated channel subfamily KQT member 2. Gene Ontology annotation, molecular function: voltage-gated potassium channel activity. NCBI's taxonomy places the organism in Eukaryota, Metazoa, Chordata, Actinopteri, Cypriniformes, Danionidae. The record is from RefSeq and is a predicted model, not a curated record. Bases 67 to 2727 code for a protein of 886 amino acids. The transcript is spliced from 16 exons. Gene Ontology annotation, biological process: potassium ion transport; transmembrane transport. Gene Ontology annotation, cellular component: membrane.